AUGGAGCAAGAGGGAUACAUAUGGAACAUGGUGAUUGGGAAUCGAGUGGACGGUAAAGGAUUGUUAAUUGGUUCUAGCGAAGUAACGAAUGAAUACCGCGUGCAAAAUUUACACCGCAUACCAAUCGUAAAGAGACCAGUCAUGCGGCCGUUAGUUGAUUUUCCAGACUUUCGUUUCUACAAACCGUAUCCUUGCAUGUAUAGUGAUGUCUGCUGUUUAGCAUGGUACCCGGGGAUACUGGCGAGUUACCCAAACGAUACAAUUAUUAUUGCGCGAAGAUCGUGUGAUCACUACGGUGGUGGGACAUAUUUGUGCCAAAAAAAUGCAUUUUCAGCAAAGCCUGGAAAAAAACGAAAAAAAGGUAAAAAGAAAACUGGCCAUCAUAAGAGUCACGCCCAGAAAUCAACCAAUCCACCUAUGAAUGAAACUGAGACCGGUGACCAAAACAAUCACGUGCAAAAACCAACCAAUUCACGUGAGAAUAAAACUGAGACCGACGGUCAGAACAAUCACGUGCAGAAACCAACCAAUUCACGUAAGAGUGAAGUCGAGAAUCUUGUCCAAAAUGACGUGGAAAAACUAACCAAUUCACAUGAGAAUGAAGAUGAGACCGGCGAUCAGAACAGUUUCACUCAAAAGCCGGAAAUUUCGGACAUAGACAAACUUUAUGGUGGUCAGAAACGAGGAAAAAGAAAAAAAGCCAAAAGACACAAAAAAGGGGAGACCGCUGAACACAAACCGCACUAUUUGUUGCCAGUCAUAGAAGGCAUACUGCUUUUGAUUAAUAGCAACACACAGCACUAA
Messenger RNA from Gongylonema pulchrum, 804 nucleotides. The record is from the annotation of a GenBank genome assembly. Lineage: Eukaryota; Metazoa; Nematoda; Chromadorea; Rhabditida; Gongylonematidae.